Messenger RNA from Nerophis ophidion (straightnose pipefish), 10430 nucleotides. It is a transcript of the gene tnpo1, whose product is annotated as transportin 1. The record is from RefSeq and is a predicted model, not a curated record. Bases 135 to 2807 code for a protein of 890 amino acids. Gene Ontology annotation, biological process: protein import into nucleus. Gene Ontology annotation, molecular function: small GTPase binding; nuclear import signal receptor activity. The transcript is spliced from 25 exons. NCBI's taxonomy places the organism in Eukaryota, Metazoa, Chordata, Actinopteri, Syngnathiformes, Syngnathidae. Gene Ontology annotation, cellular component: cytoplasm; nucleus.
CUCUCUGCUUGUAUCGAGCAGCAUGUCCCCCCAGUGACUGACAGGCCCAUGUCUGACAGUCCCGGCACGCCACCCAGUACCCAGCCAGCCCCGCUCCAGUAACCCGACAGCUCGUGUCCUCAUCCGCAGUCAAGAUGGAGUGCGUGUGGAAGCCAGACGAGCAAGGACUCCAGCAGAUUUUACAGCUGCUGAAGGAGUCCCAGUCGCCGGACACGUCCACGCAGAGAUCCGUGCAGCAAAGACUGGAGCAGCUUAACCAGUUUCCAGACUUCAACAACUACCUGAUAUUUGUUCUGACCAAGCUCAAAUCCGAAGAUGAGCCGACACGCUCCCUGAGUGGCCUGAUACUGAAAAAUAAUGUGAAAGCCCACUAUCAGAACUUCCCCAACGGCGUUUCUGAUUUCAUAAAGAGAGAGUGCCUGGAAAACAUUGGAGACUCUUCGGCUCUCAUCCGCGCCACAGUGGGUAUUCUCAUCACCACCAUCGCGUCAAAGGGAGAGCUACAAAAUUGGCCUGACCUUUUGCCCAAGCUUUGCCUGCUGCUGGAUUCUGAAGACUACAACACUUGCGAGGGGGCCUUUGGAGCCCUCCAGAAGAUCUGCGAGGACUCUGCUGAGAUCCUGGACAGCGACAUGCUGGAUCGGCCUCUGAACGUCAUGAUCCCCAAGUUCCUGCAGUUCUUCAAGCACAGCAGCCCCAAGAUCAGGUCCCAUGCCAUCGCCUGCGUGAACCAGUUCAUCAUCAGCCGGACUCAGGCGCUCAUGCUGCACAUCGACUCCUUCAUUGAGAACUUGUUUGCGCUGGCGACAGACGAGGAGCCCGAGGUGCGCAAGAACGUGUGCAGGGCUCUCGUGAUGCUGCUGGAAGUCCGUCUGGACCGACUGCUGCCUCACAUGCACAACAUCAUCGAGUACAUGCUCUUGAGGACGCAGGACCAAGACGAGAACGUGGCGCUGGAGGCCUGCGAGUUCUGGCUCACCCUGGCGGAGCAGCCUGUGUGCAAGGAGGUGCUGUGCGGCCAUCUUUCCCAGCUCACGCCGGUGCUCGUCAACGGGAUGAAGUACUCCGAGAUCGACAUCAUCAUGCUCAAGGGUGACAUCGAGGAGGAUGAGGCCAUUCCCGACAAUGAGCAAGACAUCCGGCCGCGCUUCCACCGCUCCCGCACCGUCGCCCAGCAGCACGAGGGCGAUGGGAUCGAGGACGAAGAUGAUGACGACGACGAGCUGGACGAUGAUGAUACCAUCUCGGAUUGGAACCUGCGUAAAUGCUCAGCGGCAGCGCUGGACCUGCUGGCCAACGUGUUCAGGGACGACCUGUUGCUGCACCUUCUACCGCUCCUCAAGGAGCUGCUCUUCCAUCCCGAGUGGGUGGUGAAAGAGUCCGGGAUCCUCGUGUUGGGCGCCAUUGCUGAAGGAUGCAUGCAGGGAAUGAUCCCAUACCUGCCCGAGCUGAUUCCCCACCUAGUCCAGUGUCUGUCAGACAAGAAAGCCCUGGUGCGCUCCAUCACCUGCUGGACGCUGAGCCGCUACGCCCACUGGGUCGUCAGCCAGCCACCCGACAUCUACCUGAAGCCGCUCAUGACCGAGCUUCUCAAGCGCAUCCUGGACAGCAACAAGCGUGUGCAAGAAGCCGCUUGCAGUGCCUUUGCCACCUUGGAGGAGGAGGCUUGUACUGAGCUUGUGCCCUACCUGGCAUUCAUCCUGGACACGCUGGUGUUCGCUUUCAACAAAUACCAACACAAAAACCUCCUGAUACUGUACGACGCCAUCGGGACUCUCGCAGACUCAGUGGGACACCAUCUAAAUAAACCGGAAUACAUCCAGAUGUUGAUGCCUCCGCUCAUCCAGAAAUGGAACCAGCUGAAAGAUGAAGACAAAGACCUCUUCCCUUUAUUGGAAUGUUUGUCCUCCGUAGCCACGGCCUUGCAGAGCGGCUUCCUGCCCUAUUGCGAGCCCGUGUACCAGCGUUGCGUUAACCUGGUCCAGAAGACCCUCGCUCAGGCCAUGCUUUACCAGUCUCAGCCAGACCAGUACGAGGUGCCCGACAAAGACUUCAUGAUCGUGGCUUUGGAUCUCCUCAGUGGCCUGGCCGAGGGUUUAGGAGGCACCAUUGAGCAGCUUGUCGCCCGCAGCAACAUCCUCACGCUCAUGUACCAGUGCAUGCAGGACAAAAUGCCCGAAGUGCGUCAGAGUUCCUUCGCCCUGCUGGGGGAUCUGACCAAGGCGUGUUUCCAGCACGUCAAACAGUGCAUUGCUGACUUCAUGCCAAUAUUGGGCACCAAUCUAAACCCCGAGUUUAUAUCCGUGUGCAACAAUGCAACAUGGGCAAUCGGAGAGAUAUCCAUACAAAUGGGGCCUGAAAUGCAGCCUUACGUUGCCAUGGUGCUGCACCAGCUGGUGGAGAUCAUUAACAGGCCCAACACGCCAAAGACCCUUCUGGAAAACACAGCAAUAACAAUUGGUCGUCUUGGUUACGUUUGUCCUCAAGAGGUGGCACCCAUGCUACAGCAGUUUAUAAGACCCUGGUGUACUUCCCUGCGAAAUAUAAGAGACAAUGAGGAGAAAGACUCGGCAUUCCGAGGAAUGUGCACGAUGAUCAGCGUCAACCCGGGAGGUGUCGUGCAGGAUUUUAUCUUCUUUUGCGAUGCGGUGGCCUCCUGGGUCAACCCGAAAGAAGACCUGCGAGACAUGUUCUACAAGAUCCUUCAUGGCUUCAAGAACCAGGUGGGCGAAGAGAACUGGAGCCGCUUCUCAGACCAGUUCCCCAUGCCGCUCAAAGAGCGUCUGGCCAGCUUCUACGGGGUGUAACAGUGGGGUCCUUGACGCGGGGAGACAACAUAGGGAAACCUCUUUUACCCAGGGAACAUGUCAACCCUUUACUAGGGGGGGGAAGUCCGCCUGACGAGGGGAGGGAAGGGGUGCGGGCCCCUCCUCCCCGACAUGGCGGCAACAGGGUGGGAGGGAGGGGGAGGCGCUACCUGCAGGGCGCCCAGCCAAGUGUGCAGGGGGAAAACUACUUUUAGCACGGGAGGAAAAACAACCAAAAGUCAGACCUGAUGAUGACGUCAUCACCCUAUUUUUUUUUUUCUGUUAAAAUUGACACAAAUUUGAAAUAUUCCCACUCAUCGUGUCGCACGCCAAAGUGUAACGUGACAACUACGCGACCUUUCUGUUUGUUUUUAAAAACGCAAUAGCAGGAUAAGCACGAGCAUGGACAAUGUAAACGCUGCAACGCCGAGCUAGUCAGCGGGUCAGUUUCGUGAGAGCGAAACACUCGCGCUAACUUCUCGCCUCUUUUUUCCCCGCAAGCCAGCAUGCUUGUGUCACUGUGAGGAGCCGUCGCGUGAGUGUAGGCCAUCUUCUUUUAAUUUUCUUGUAAUCGCAGCGCUUUUUUUUCUUUGCACUGCAAGCCGUGAAGCGGUAACUACCGUAAAUUUGGGACUAUAAGGCCACACCCACUACAUUGUUAGCGGAAAAAACUUUAUUUUCCCCACAAAUUAGCCGCACCGGACUACAAGCCACAGAUAUAUAGGUUGUGAGAUAAGUUAUUUACACAUAAAUGUGUCAUGUUUAUUUACAUACCUUAAUAGUCUGUAACAGGGCAGUAAAACGGCCGAUCAAACAAAACAGAAGUCAUCUGCACCGGACUAUAAGCCACAGAUAUAUAGGUUGUGAGAUAAGUUAUUUACACAUAAAAGUGUUAUGUUUAUUUACAUACCUUAAUUGUCUGUAACAGGACAGUAAAACGGCCAAUCAAACAAAACAGAAGUCAACCGCACCGGACAAGAACCACAAAUAUAUAGGUUGUGAGAUAAGUUAUUUACACAUAAAUAUUUAAUAUUUAUUUACAUACCUUAAUUGUCUGUAACACGGCAGUAAAACAGCCAAUCUAACAAAACAGAAGUCAUCCGCACCGGACAAGAGCCACAGAUAUAUAGGUUGUGAGAUAAGUUAUUUACACAUAAAUAUUUUAUGUUUAUUUACAUACCUUAAUUGUCUGUAACACGGCAGUAAAACGGCCGAUCAAACAAAACAAAAGUCAUCUUCAUGGACCCACUAGCUUCACAAGCUAGCUCUCCAAUCAGCUAAACAGACUCAAUAACUCCACGGUGACGUUUUGGUGAGUUUGAUAAGGAAUUUGUGAAACUGAAACAAUACGAAAAAUAAUGCCACAAGUUAAUAUUUACCCAGAAACUCGUAAAGGCGUUAGCAUAUUGGCUAAUGCUAAUGACGCUUCGAUAGCACAUUUAAAUGUGCAUUAAAACGCUCCUACAGACGUCACACAUGGGACGGCUUAGUAAGUAAAAAUAGUUUUAGGUUAUAUUGUAAAACUUGGGAGUGAUGAAUGAAGAAUCCAUACGAGUAGAAACGCUAUGGACGAUUACAAGACGGAACGGCACUUGUACUUCCGGCUCAAAAAAACAGCAGGAAAAACUUGUAGGCAUUUACCUGGCUGUCCAAAACUAUUUGUUUUCUGGUCAUCUGCGAACAGAAAUUCACAAAUUAGCUGCACCAGACAAAAGCCACAGAUAUAUAGGUUGUGAACCAAGUUAUUUACACAUAAAUAUUUUAUGUUUAUUUACAUACCUUAAUUGUCUGUAACACGGCAGUAAAACGGUCAAUCAAACAAAACAGAAGUCAUCUUCAUGGGCCAGACUCAAUAACUCCACGGUGACGUCUUGGUGAGUUUAAUGAGGAAUUUGUGAAACUGAAACAAUACGAAAAAGAAUGCCAUUGUAAAUUAAUAUUUACACAGACAUUUGUAAACGUGUUAGCAUGUUAGCUAAUGCUAACGAAUAUGCACACGGAAUCACACAUGAGACGGCUUAGUAGGUAACAAAAUAUUUGUUAUAUUGUAAAACUUGGGAGUGAUGAAUGAAGAAUCAAUCCGAGUAGAAACGUUAUGGCAGUUGUACUUCCGGCUCAAAGCUUUAAUCAGCAGGAAACACUUGCAGGCAUUUACCUGGUUAAUAUAAACUACCGUAAUUCCUUGAAUUGCCGCCGGGGCGCUAAUUCAUUUAAAACCUCUUCUUACUCCUGCGCUUGCCAAAGGCAUGCGGUAAAAGUAAGCAUGCGGUAAUUAUUUUAAAACCUCUUCUCACUCCGGCACUUACCAAAGGCAUGCAGUAAAAAUUUGAGUGUGAUGUAAGCUUGGACAUUAUAUCCUACUGAAUAGCUCUUAAUCUUCUUCUCUUUGUGUCAUUUCAAAUUCCCGGUAUUGAAAGCAGCCUCCUCCAUUUUGAAAAUGAUGACAGGGGAAGUGUCACGAGUUUGACCAGGCGGUAAUAGUAAGCAUGCGCUAAUUAUUUUGCAAAGCGAGUUUGACCCGGCAGUAAUUCAAGGCAGGCGCGUACUAUAUGCCCUGCGGCAAUUCAAGGAAAUACGGUAUUUGCUUUGUGGUCAUCAGUGAAUAAAAAUCCAUAAAACAGCUGCACCAGUUUAAAAGCCGCAUGGUACGAAGCGAAGGGAAAAAAAGCGGCUUAUAGUCCGAAAUUUACAGUAGGCAUGCUUACACUUUUAAGCGUGUGAAGAAAAAGGAUAAGAAAACCCAACCCCAUGCUGCGACGUCCGUGUGAAUGUCUCGUGACGGUGCAACCGUGACAACGUCCGUCGACAAAAGGACGUCGACUUUUCCGAUAAACGUUUUCUUACUCGGUGUUUUGGAUCUUAGUGGUUGUGUCUUGUGCCGAGAGAAGCAUGACUGCCGGUGUCUUCGUGGGGUGCGCUCUCAUCGUCGUGCAUGUUGGUGGCGGCAGGGAGGAGGGACUGUUCUCGCUAAACGUCGAGACACAGUGUCGGAAUACUGUGAAACCACUUUUUUAUUAGUCCACCGCUUCUUCCUGCUCGUCGUCGUCUUCUUCUCGUCGUGCACGUCGGUGUUUAUUUUUUUAAAGUUACAGGAAGCCUAAAUGUAUUCCAUGAUGGUUUUGGAAUGAUAGGACUUUUGUUGUUGUUGUUGUUGUUGUUGUUGCUGCCCUCUGCUGGACGGAGUAACAAUCGCAGUAUUUUAACCCUUGAAAUUGGACCUUUUUUUUUUUUUGUUAACGAAGGACGCGAAGAUUCGUUCCAGAAAAUCUUAAUAUUGUAAUAAUACAGUGGAACCUCUAUUUGUAAUUUAUUUCCAGAGAAAAUCGCGUAAAUAAUCUGUGUAAUAUUAUUAACUAUACAGGCAUAUUUGAAGUCAGGGGUUCUUAACCUUUCUGACCUCGGGCCCAACUUUUUCACUACAGACGAGGUCGGGGCCCUCUCAAAUAUUAACACUAAACAAGUCAUCCUACUCUUGAUUUUAAUCAUAUUCAAUAUCAAUCAAUCAAUCAAUGUUUACUUAUAUAGCCCUAAAUCACUAGUGUCUCAAAGGGCUGCACAAACCACCACGACAUCCUCGGUAGGCCCACAUAAGGGCAAGGAAAACUCACACCCAGUGGGACAUUGGUGACAAUAAUGACCCAGUGGGACGUCAGUGACAAUAACUAUAUUUAACUUAGUUUUAAUGUAAUGCUUUAAUCACAAUGAUUAUUACCAAGUUAAGUCGGGCUGAUUACAAAAAUAUAUUUAAAAAAAUAUAUGUAAUAUUCCAUCCAUCCAUUUCCUACCGCUUGUCCCUUUUGGAGUAACAGGGGGGGUGCUGGAGCCUAUCUCCGCUGCAUUCGGGCGGAAGGCGGUGUACACCCUGGACGAGUCGCCACCUCGUCGUAGGGCCUAUAUGUAAUAUUAUUCUAUAAAUAUUAAUCAAUUAUGAUGCAAAAAAUGACAAUUUUGUUGUGCCAGCAUUAUUAAAUUAAUAGUAAAUGCUUCUGAAAUAAACUGUCAAUAUCAUUUUCAUACUUUAGUCAUAUAUUUGCGCUUAAAGAAACUUAAAGCUUCAGACUUCUUUUGUUUUUAUGUCAUUGCUAUUACUGCCACAAGUGGUGGGAAAGUGUAUGACAACUGGCCCAUACGGACCACAGCUGGGAAACUGAUAUUUUUUUUAGUGGCCCCUCUAGGGGGCGCUCGUGCCCUAAUAAUAGCCCCAUGGUUAAGAACAAGAAACAUUGGCGUAUGCCACACAAGUGUAAAAAGAAGUGAAGUCUUUUGCACAUAUGUUAUAGCAUUGUAGCACGUAGGCUGUGGAUGAGGCCGUGAAUAUAUUUGAAUGGAUGUUCAUCAAUGUUUCAAAUGUGGAGAAAGACCUUAGAAUAAGACGAGAUUGUCUGUAAAACAAAAUGUAUGCAACAUUUUGACCAAACACCCCCAACAUUACAUGUUACUGACCUUUUUAACUGGUUGUGUAAAAUUUAAAACAUCAGUUUUUAUUAUAUAUACAUACAUACAGGUAUAUAUGUGUGUGUAUGUCUGUGUGUGUGUAUAUAUAUAUACAUAUAUAAAAAAUAUGUGUGUGUGUAUACAUACACGUAUAUAUACAUACAUAUGCGUGUGUGUAUAUAUAUACAUAUAUACACACCAAAAUAUGCAUACAUAUGCAUGUAUAUAUAUAUUUAAUAUAUAUAUAUACACACAUAAAUAUGCAUACAUAUGUACAUAUAUGAAUAUUUGUGUGUAUACAUGUACAUAUAUAUACAAACAACCAUGCAUACAUAUGCGUGUGUAUAUAUAAAUAUUUGUGUAUAUAUGUACAUAUAUAUUCACACACAAAUAUGCAUACAUAUGUGUGUGUAUAUAAACAUACUUGUGUAUAUAUGUACAGAUAUACAUAUUUGUGUAUAUAUGUAAAUGUAUACAUAUUUGUGUAUAUAUGUAAAUAUAUACAUAUUUGUGUAUAUAUGUAAAUAUAUACAUAUUUGUGUAUAUAUGUACAUAUAUACGUAUUUGUGUAAAAAUGUACAUAUGUACGUAUUUGUGUAUAUAUGUACACAUGUAUGUAUUUGUGUAUAUAUGUACACAUGUACGUAUUUGUGUAUAUAUGUACACAUAUACGUAUUUGUGUAUAUAUGUACACAUAUACAUAUUUGUGUAUAUAUGUACACAUGUACGUAUUUGUGUAUAUAUGUACACAUGUACGUAUUUGUGUAUAUAUGUACAUAUAUACAUAUUUGUGUAUAUACGUACAUAUAUAGAUAUGUGUGUGUACAUAUGUAUACAUAUGUGUAUAUUUUUUCAUAUAUAUAUAUAUGUGUAUGUAUGUAUAUAUAUGUGUAUGUAUGUAUGUAUGUAUAUAUAUGUGUAUGUAUGUAUGUAUAUAUAUAUAUAUAUAUAUAUAUAUAUGCAUGCAAAAAGUUAUUGUUUAAACCAUUUGGUAUAGAAAAAAUCACUACUACUUAGAGCAAAUUUUUUUUUAAAUGGUUUAACCUACCAAACACAAUAAUACAUUUAUGCAGAUUUUUUUAUUGCAUGAUACUGAUAAAGCGUUCCCCAACCCCCCUAGGAAGUCCCGCUUCCCUAUUUGAGAAAAACCGACCUCCAUAAUUCAUGCAUUCUAUAUUAUGAAUGCGUGCGAUGAUGCUUACUGCUUUGCACCAUGCCAACUCAUCCGCGUCGUUUUCAGAGGUCGGAAAGAAGCAACGGGAAAAGCCAAACACUCGGUUUGUUUAUUUCAUAGUUCAGAGAUUCUCAAACUGCGGUAUUGGGAAGAAUCGCUUAAAUAUUCACACCCACUGUUCCUGUUCAAACUGCGUGAGAUGUUAGUGGCCAAAAGUAUUAAAUAUACUUGCUUGUUUUUUAGUGAAUACUUAUGCCUACUAUGCUACUAUAUUUUAAUGUGGGUCCUUGCAGUGGUACUUAGAGUUUUUAUUAUUAAAGAUAGCUGUCUUAGAUUUGUAAACAUGUGCAGCAUCAAGGCAAAAGUAACACCACAUGAAAGUAAAACUGCUCUGCAUUAGAUAGAUAGAUAGAUAGUACUUUAUUGAUUCCUUCAGGAGAGUUCCUUCAGGAAAAUUAAGAUUAAUUAAUUACUUAUUAAUUACUAUUAAUUACAAUAGCUGUCUUCAAGCAGGUAUCCUCUUUAGGGUGGAAAGUCCACACCCUUUUUUUUGUCUAAAAUAAACGGAGGUAACUGGAAUUGAACCGGCAUGGCUAGGUUGGUAGAGCGGCCGUGCCAGCAACUUGAGGGUUCCGGGUUCGAUCCCCCGCUUCCGCCAUCCUAGUCACUGCCAUUGUGUCCUUGAGCAAGACGCCCAGUGCCACCAACACUGGUUUAAAUGCAACUUAGAUAUUGGGUUUCACUAUGUAAAAGCGCUUUGAGUCACUAGAGAAAAGCGCUAUAUAAAUAGAAUUCAAUUCACAAGAUUUAAAAUGUAGUCUACAAAAAAGAAGUACAAACAAUAGCAACACCAGCGCUGGAGAGCAUACCGAGCGAUCUCAAAAAUAGCUGCCCGCCUCCCUUGCCUUGACGGGGAUCGAAACUGAAAGUUAACCUGCCGUGUGUGUGUGUGUGGGGGGGGGGCUGAGCUCACACGUUAAAACAAGAUAAAGAUGAGAAACAAAAGUGCGAUUAUUGUGUUUAUCUCCUCCAUUAAAAGCCAAAUGUGCGGCCAUAACACAAUAGCCAUAAAGUACAAUUGUUUACGGAAAAAAAAUCAAGUACCAAAUAUUUCAACGUGAUCAAAUCACAAAUCAAAAAUAAACCAAAAGGACAAAAAAAUGUGUUUUUGGAUUUUUUUUUAAACCAAAAUCAAGGUUGAGUUGUGCGAUGUCACGCCUCAGAGGUUCCACUGUAUUGGCUAAUUGUGUACUUGCCAUCACUUUUGCAGUACUUCAUGGUGGAAUACACAGGCAAAUACUUGUUUAUAUUCCACGUGUUUGUGUGUACGUUGUUGUCGUCUCCACUACUUGAAUAUGUGUUUUAUUCCAUGUGAUCCUCAGGUUGUCUGUGUUCACUGUUUUUGUGUUGUUUUUUUGACCCCGCUCCUUCCCUCCACGUGCGCAUCUGUAGUCCACCGAGAACCUCACCCUUUUUUUUUUUUUUUUAAGAGAUGCCCAGCGUUUUUUUUUGUUUUUUUUAAGGUGACACGUGCACACAAUGUGAUGAUCAAAACGAAUAACUUGCACUUCCAAAAAUUUAAUGUGAUUGUGAUUAAAAACCAUCGAAAUAUUUUUGACGUGACGCCUAAAGCUGAUUUUUUUUUUUCCCUUUCAAUCACAUCGUUCAACCACUUUGUACGGAUUGACUGUGUUUUAUAAAACUUGUUGAGCAACGUCCGAUUAUCGUCAUCCUGUCUUGUUUAUUAUAUUAUCCCUCCGUGUUUGGACCAUCUGCCUUGUUUUGCGGGGAGAAGCAAAAGUAUCACUUUUGAUAGUUUUUAUUGUCAUGAGCUUUAAAAUAACACAAAAAGAAGCAAGAAAAAAAAAUUGGGGGCCACCAAAUAUUUUGAAUCAUGCAAAGAAUAAAUAUAUUGUACUGUUGUCAUUUUGUAAUAUUUGUAGGACGAUAUAGUGGGCGUGACUGGUGACCAUGGCUUGAAUCUGUACAUUGUUCCAAUAAAUUGUUUACAUUUA